AUGCCGUUACCACUAGCAUUCUUUCCUCAAACCAGAGAGCCAUUCGGACGACUCAUCAACGUUAUGGUGCGCCUAAGCCCCCUUGACGAAUUCAGGCUGAGAAAUCUUCGAAAAGACAUCUAUGCACCGAGGGUUCAUACACAAGCAAUGCCUAAUUUGGAACUCGUGCGCGGAUUAGGAACCUCGAAUACUGAAUUUAUCAGAAAGACACUCUUUAAUAUUGCACACGCACAAUCAAAAUUUGAAGUUGCGCUGAGCAAUCCUUUCCUUGUAGAUAGAUCGGUCAAUUUCAGUCUGCACCUGCUAGCCUAUGCGCCUGCACUCAAGAUCCUGCGCAAUAAAGUCCGGGAGAAUUUGAGGGAUAUUGUUGUAGUAAAUAACCCAACAGGUAAACAUACCCUUGAGAAUAUACACCCCUAUCUUUCAAAGGUUGGAACUUUCCCUUGGCCUCAAGAUACAAAGAUACUACUGAAACCGAGCAUUCCACCAGAAGAUGGAGAUGCUUGGUUAGAUCACGCAAAAAGACAAGCUUCCAAGAGGUUGAAUCCCGUGACUGCGAUCGGUCUCACCAUGGUAAUAUAUAAUCACUCUCAUCGUGUCAAACGUCAUGAUGAGAGAAUGUUGCGUUGGAUGCAAGUCCAGGUUAAAGAUAUGCGCGACUCGGAUAUCGUCUACGAAGAAUUUCCAUUUGAAGGCGAAGGAUUCAAGGCUUUCGAUACUAGUGAACGAUAG
Molecule: messenger RNA, 732 nt
Organism: Botrytis porri
Lineage: Eukaryota; Fungi; Ascomycota; Leotiomycetes; Helotiales; Sclerotiniaceae
Exons: 1
Coding region: 1-732 (243 amino acids)
Source: RefSeq, a predicted model, not a curated record